AUGCGCCGCGAGGAUACCAACAAAUCCGCGCAAGGCGUGCCCACAAACCCUUCCGACCCUUCCGUCUCUACAACCACCACCACCCCCGGCAAGGGGCACCGCCAAGGCCGCAGCAAUGUGGAAGGGGAUAUCGAGUUCCCAAGGAGCCAGGAGCCCCACCGAGUCUCCACAAAGAGUCACGAGGGUGCCCACCAUUCCCAGUUUUCGUCCUUUUCCCGCACCGAAAGCUCCCCGUGCGACUGCUUCUUCGCCUCCGAGCCACCACCGCCCAACGUCGCCACGGCGGGCCUGAGAGUCAGGCAGUUCGUGCGGCCUCUCCAAGAGAAGAAGGAGCUUUUGAGCGUUCGCGUCGCUGUCGUCACGGCGGGGGGCACAGAUGUUCCCUUAGAGCGUGAGGCGGUGCGGUACUUGACGAACACGAGUUCGGGAACGCGAGGAGCUGCGCUGUGCGAGCAGCUGCUCAUGUUGGGGUAUUAUGUGAUAUUUCUGACUUCUGUGAGGGCUGUCAAACCGUUCGUUCGGCAUCUACUGCCCGCACACCCCAUGCCGCACAUCCUCCACUACCUUUCGCUGGCUGGCGUUCCCCAGCAAGCAAAGCGGCAGGAGACGGAGGAGGAGGACGAGGUUGCAGAGGAAGGAGUUCACGAGCUCCACGCUGCGCCGAUCAUCACGGAACCUCCCCCGGACGCAGUCUCUUCGGAGGGCGAGCUCCCUGUGCCUGCAGCCGCUUCCACUUCUCGCCGGCUUGCUAGCCAAGCCUCGACGGAAGGCCCUCAGGGGGCCACAGUCACUUCACUAGGGUCCGUUGUCAGCAGCAGCGACUCUCUCGCCGCUGCACAAGAGCGGGCUUCCUACGAGGAGGGGUCGGCAUCCGACGGCGUCGAGGUGGAGGAAGCCUCUGAGGCGAGGGAUGGCUGGCGCGUGGUGUUCAGGGAGCCGCGGCAACGGGGGGGGGACGAUUACGAGGCGCUCGAAGGGCUGGGGGGGCCCCCUGACCCGGUGGACGCCUUGGGAUGGAUGUUGGAUCCUGUUGAGGCCGCUGCUGCCUUGCAGCUGUACAGGCAGUGCAAGGACCGGCUGCUGUGCAUUUCCUAUCAAACGCUCGUGGAGUAUGCCUUCCUCGUUCGCGCUGUCGCUGCCGGCACAUGCAGCCUCAAGGAGCGACUUAUGUUUUGUUCUGCGGCUGCAGUGGCCGACUUCUACGUGCCCUACGCCCUCAUGGCGCCCCACAAAAUCGUUGCCUCUCAUGAUCACGGGGGGCCCCUCUCGCAUCACCCCUCGUCCGGCUCCGUGGGGGAGGCCACCAGCAAGGAAGCGGGGGGCAUAGAGGUUCAGGGCCCUUCUCGCAGCUCUUCAGGAGCUGGAGGCAGCCACCCGAGGCGCUGGUUCACUGGAAGCUUCCUUUCAACAGAAGACAGGGGGACAAGCACAGAGUCCACUUCAUUGGCAGCGGCAGCAGCUGCACCAGCGGUAGAAGCUGCAGCCGCUCGUCCUACAGAACACCCACAGCACCACCCCCAGCAACCCCAUUAUUUGAAUUUGCGCCUGCAUCUCGUGCCAAAGAUGCUGCUCGUGGUGCGGUCGGUGGCACCUAACUGCUUCCUUGUCGGCUUCAAACUUGAAACAAAUCCAGAACGAUUGCAGCAAAGCGCCCUUGCCUACCUCGAGGGCCCCCGCCCCGGGGGACCUUCGGGGGCCCCUGAGGCCUCCGGCGUCGCAGACUGCGUUGUAGGCAACCUGCAGCAGACGCGGAGAGCGGUGGUCAAACUUUUCACCAGAGCCGGACAGAAGGAGCUCAAGCAAAAGCACAAGCCCAAGCCAGGAUGCUUAGGACAUGGGACCAUUGAGGCGCGGCUGUCACGGUAUCUGAGCAAACUGCACACUCAGAAAAUGGAUGAGGGGCUUGUGUAG
Messenger RNA from Cyclospora cayetanensis, 1911 nucleotides. RefSeq lists its product as uncharacterized. The transcript is spliced from 3 exons. The record is from RefSeq and is a predicted model, not a curated record. Bases 1 to 1911 code for a protein of 636 amino acids. NCBI's taxonomy places the organism in Eukaryota, Apicomplexa, Conoidasida, Eucoccidiorida, Eimeriidae.